This is a messenger RNA of Scomber japonicus (chub mackerel), 1145 nucleotides long. RefSeq names its product protein phosphatase 2 catalytic subunit alpha b (gene ppp2cab). NCBI's taxonomy places the organism in Eukaryota, Metazoa, Chordata, Actinopteri, Scombriformes, Scombridae. The record is from RefSeq and is a predicted model, not a curated record. Bases 150 to 1079 code for a protein of 309 amino acids. Gene Ontology annotation, biological process: mitotic cell cycle; peptidyl-serine dephosphorylation. Gene Ontology annotation, cellular component: cytosol. The transcript has 7 exons. Gene Ontology annotation, molecular function: protein serine/threonine phosphatase activity.
UCGUUUCACUAGACAGCAAACACCCGCAGUUUGGUGAAGCUCCAGAAAACACCAGAACAUCUAGAGAGGAGUCCGUCUCAUAAAAAAAAACAACAACAACAAAAAAGUAGCAAAACCAACUACUGCAGCGACCCUGAAAACACACAGAAAUGGACGAAAAGGCGUUCACGAAAGAACUUGAUCAGUGGAUCGAGCAGCUCAACGAGUGCAAGCAGCUGACGGAGGGACAAGUGAAAAGUCUGUGUGAAAAGGCAAAGGAAAUCCUGACAAAGGAGUCAAAUGUCCAGGAGGUGAGAUGUCCAGUGACAGUGUGUGGUGAUGUGCACGGGCAGUUCCACGACCUCAUGGAGUUAUUCAAGAUAGGAGGAAAAUCUCCAGACACAAACUACCUGUUCAUGGGAGACUACGUGGACAGAGGGUACUACUCUGUAGAAACCGUCACUUUAUUAGUAGCACUUAAGGUACGUUACCGGGAGCGCAUCACAAUCCUCAGAGGGAACCACGAGAGCAGACAGAUCACACAAGUGUACGGCUUCUAUGACGAGUGCCUAAGGAAGUAUGGUAACGCCAACGUGUGGAAGUUCUUCACAGACCUAUUCGAUUACCUCCCCCUCACUGCCUUGGUAGACUCUCAGAUUUUCUGUCUUCAUGGAGGCCUGUCACCGUCCAUAGAUACAUUGGAUCACAUCAGAGCACUGGACCGUUUGCAGGAAGUGCCACAUGAGGGUCCCAUGUGUGACCUGCUGUGGUCAGACCCCGACGACCGCGGCGGCUGGGGCAUCUCCCCCCGAGGAGCUGGCUACACUUUCGGUCAGGACAUUUCCGAGACUUUCAACCACGCCAACCGCCUCACACUGGUGUCCCGUGCCCACCAGCUGGUUAUGGAGGGUUACAACUGGUGCCAUGAGAGGAAUGUGGUUACAAUAUUUAGCGCUCCAAACUACUGCUAUCGCUGUGGCAACCAGGCAGCUAUCAUGGAACUAGACGACACCCUCCAAUACUCGUUCUUGCAGUUUGAUCCUGCGCCUCGCAGAGGGGAGCCUCAUGUCACUCGUCGCACCCCAGAUUACUUCCUGUAAACUAUGACCUUUGAUCAUUGUACAGUCAAGUCCAGUAUUGCCAUGAUAUAUGACCUUCAACUGAAA